This is a messenger RNA of Maylandia zebra (zebra mbuna), 3914 nucleotides long. It is a transcript of the gene fxr1, whose product is annotated as FMR1 autosomal homolog 1. Gene Ontology annotation, biological process: positive regulation of long-term neuronal synaptic plasticity; regulation of translation at presynapse, modulating synaptic transmission; animal organ development. Lineage: Eukaryota; Metazoa; Chordata; Actinopteri; Cichliformes; Cichlidae. Gene Ontology annotation, cellular component: nucleus; cytoplasmic stress granule; neuron projection. Gene Ontology annotation, molecular function: mRNA 3'-UTR binding; translation regulator activity. The record is from RefSeq and is a predicted model, not a curated record.
GGUGCUAAGAUGUCAAGUCCUGACGCUUGAAGGAGCACCUGUCGUCCCAACAUCCUUUGCGUUUCCAAUAUGGAAGAACUGGUGGUGGAGGUCCGUGGCUCCAACGGGGCUUAUUACAAGGGCUUUGUCAAAGAUAUCCACGAUGACUCUCUCACUAUUGCCUUUGAGAACAAUUGGCAGCCAGAACGCCAAGUGCCCUUCAGUGAUGUCAGGAUGCCCCCACCUGCUGAUGUCAAGAAGGAGAUUGGAGAGGGUGACGAGGUGGAGAUCUUUUCUAGAGCCACUGAACUUGAGCCGUGUGGUUGGUGGUUGGCUAAAGUCCGCAUGAUGAAGGGAGAUUUCUAUGUGAUUGAGUAUGCAGCCUGUGACGCGACUUACAACGAAAUAGUGACCUUUGAACGUCUGCGUCCGGUCAACACCAACAAGGCCAUCACCAAGAACUCCUUUCACAAGUGCUUUGUCCCGGUUCCUCAGGAUCUACAAGAAGCGUGCCAGAAUGAAAAUGCUCAUAAAGACUUCAAGAAAGCCGUGGGAGCCUCUCACAUCUCAUACUGCCCUGAGACCAGCCAACUAGUGAUUGUGUCCACCAACGAGACGACAGUGAAGCGUGUGUCUUUGCUGAGUGACAUGCACCUGCGCAGCCUCAGGACCAAGCUACUUCUAAUGUCACGCAACCAGGAAGCCACAAAACACCUUGAGAACUCCAGGCACUUGGUGUCUUCCUUCCAGGAAGAGUUUACAGUGAGACUGGAUCUAAUGGGCCUGGCCAUUGGCAGCCAUGGUAGCAACAUCCAGCAAGCCCGGAAGGUUCCAGGUGUAACUGCCAUUGAGCUGGAUGAGGAGUCAGGCAAUUUCAGGAUUUAUGGGGAGACAGCAGAGGCAGUAAAGAAAGCCAGAAGCUUCUUGGAAUUUGUAGAGGAUUCGGUCCAGGUGCCAAGAAACCUUGUUGGCAAAGUGAUUGGUAAAAAUGGUAAGGUCAUCCAGGAGAUAGUGGACAAGUCCGGUGUGGUGCGUGUCAGGAUAGAAGGAGACAACGAUACCAAGCAGCCCAGACAAGAAUUGACACAGGGAAUGGUCCCAUUCACAUUUGUCGGCACUAAGGAGAGCAUUGGCAACGUUCAGGUCUUGUUGGAGUACCACAUCUCUUACCUAAAUGAGGUGGAGCAGCUUCGUCUGGAACGGAUGCAGAUUGACGAACAGUUGCGUCAGGUUACCCAGGGCCACCGACCAGUUGACAGGGACAGGGGAGAGAGGGGGGAGAGAGGAGGCGGGUAUAAUACAGAAAACAAUGCCAAUGCCUCCUCUACGUCCGUGCAUGGCAGUCGCUCUUACAACAGCCGAGGGCGUGGACGCAGGGGCCACAACUACAGCACUGGAUAUGGCAACACCUCAGAGCAGUCCAACGCCUCUGAGACAGAUUCUGAGCGCAAAGAUGAGCUGAGUGACUGGUCUCUGGCUGGAGAAGAUCAUGAAAGGGAGCGGGAGAGAGGCCCACGCCCACAGAGAGAUGGCCGCAGAAGGCCAGGACCCGGCCGAGGAAGGGGAAGGGGACGUGGAGGAAGAGGAAGUUACAGCAACAGCUCUGCAGGGCCUCGAGACCAUGAGGAUAACCAUCACUAUGGAGCCUUGGAGGUAAACACAGAGACCGAUCAGACAGCUGAUACAGAUGCUAGCGACUCCAACUUGCCUGCUAACCGCCGCAGAAGAUCUCGGCGACGCAGAACAGACGAGGAUACCACUCUGAUUGAUGGCAUGAGCGAGUCAGACAACGCCUCUAUGAGUGAAAAUGGAACAGAUGACCAGGAAGCUAAACCUCAACGUCGUAAUCGUAGCCGACGUCGCAGAAACCGUCUGCCUGAAGAGAGGCAGCCAGGUAACCAGGCAACUGGAUCACCUAGUGUGCCCUCCUCCAUUACUGUGGCUGACUACAUAUCCAGGGCUGAGUCUCAGAGCAGACAGAUGAUCGAGAAGGACUCCCAGAAAAACAAGGAUGUGGGUCAGGUGGAUGUCAUCGCCGAACACAGCCCAAACUCUGCCGUGGCAACCACUAAUGGUUCUAACGGUGCAGCCGAUGGCGACGGCAACAAUGGCACAAGAGCUCCCAGGUCUUCCACUGAGAAGUCCACUAAAGUCUCCUACAAGGAGGAAUCUAACCCACAAGCUGUUGUUAAUGGACUCUCCUAGUCAGGGCAAGGAAAAUGGUUUCAAAUAUUUGAACUUCUAGAGCUGCACUUGAUUGAAUCUCCAUGACUGGAGCAGCUUCAGAAGUGAACCAUAACAUUUAAAGCACUGUUUUCUCUCUCUCUUUUUUAUUUUAGAUUUUCCAAAUAUUUGUGACCUGUUCCGCUGUGCAAGUUUCAGAGGUCAGAACCUGAACCUCCCUUUUUACACCUGUUUUAUCCAACUAUUCAUUUUCCUUUUUUUUCUUUUUUUUUUUUACAAUAGUUCUUCCUGUAUGAGCUUGCCAAAGAUAGUCAAACACACAUAAACUUACAGAUGUGUACAUGAACUGCUUUUCAGUCCUGUCUUCACUGAGAGCUCUGGGAGAGGCUGCACUGAGUACAGCGUUUAUUAAAUCAGACAGGGAUUCCAGUCAAACCCAUACUGUGGUAUGAAUGCAGCAGUCCUUUUUCUAUUCGUAGAAACAUCACAGCAGGGUUUUAAAAAGCCUUUUCCUAGUUGGAUCCAGAAAAAUGCUUCCAUAAACUUAUUUCAGGAUGUAAAUUAACUGAUCUGCAUGGGCAGUAGCACAGUGCAGAUUGGCUUGUUGGAAACCCCAAGUAUGUUUGACAUAAACGUGAUUAGCUGUCGUGCCUUGAGAGUAGAUUCAACAUGUCGUUGCCUGGCUCUGCAUGCCAUCUGAAAUCCUUUCACCUGUUUCUGUGUUAGCCUUCAUCUGCCACAGCGGAACCAGACACGGCGUCUCCAUGUGCUAAAUGUUCUCUUAUGGUACUGCGGGAGGUGAAGGCAACCACUGAAACACCCCAAAAAGAUUUUAGGGGCAUCUUUUUAAAGUCAGGAGUGUCUGUUCUCGUUGUGGGGAGGGUGGGGAUGAAUCCAGUUAUCCUUUAUAUAUAUAUAAAUAUAUAUAUAUAAAUAAAUAUAUCUGUUGAAGAAUUUCACAUUAGCUGCUUCCUGUUUUUCCAAUAUGCAACCACUUGGGUCACAGAAGAAAUGCUUUUACAUCGUGUCUGGAAAAGAAACUGUAGAAGAGUUGUUUUCUUUGCACUGAAACAUAACCUUUCUUCUGUUUAAAACGUGAUUGUAGUUGAGUCUGAAAACUGGCUUGUUACCGUUUAGUGCUGGACAGAUAUGUACCAUCAGUGCUCGGCCACCUGGAAACAUCUCAUUCCUAAACAUUGUUUCAUUACGUACAUCCCGAGUAAUGCUUGAUGCUGAUUAAUUUUUUUCCCUCACUAGGAAUUCAAUAAAGUCACUUGAGUUUUGUUUAGGGUAUUGUCCACUUUUAUCUGCCCACUGUUGGGGAAAACAGAGCCCUGUAAAAACCGACCACUGCGGUGUUGAGAUGUUUCCAGAAAACCUUGCCCAGGUGACGAUGUCAUUUUCAUGGUUCUUCCACACUGGCUGGCUGGAAACUGGUCAUGACUGUUCCACUAAGGAAGGAGAUAUAUUUGGUUUAUUUAUUUUUAAGAAAAUGUACAGUAUUUAAAAAAACAAACAAAAACAAUCUCUUCUGUUUUCUUGACACUAACAUGCGAUGCUUAGAGGUUUUCUUUUGGGACAAAUUUGGACUACUGAGAGUUGUGACAUCCCAAGUGUUUUUGUUGGGUCAACUACAGUAAAGUUUUUUUUGUUGUUUUUUUAAGGAUCGUCUGGUUGGUUGAUGUGCAAUAUGUUUUGUAUGCAGGUGGUUCUUAAAUAAACUUGAUCUUUCGUGUAGAUCUAAAACCCAU